Messenger RNA from Staurois parvus, 370 nucleotides. The record is from the annotation of a GenBank genome assembly. NCBI's taxonomy places the organism in Eukaryota, Metazoa, Chordata, Amphibia, Anura, Ranidae.
CCCUCCACAUCAUGUGAUUCAGGUGUUCCAAUCCCCUCCACAUCAUGUGAUUCAGGUGUUUCAAUCCCCUCCAUAUCAUGUGAUUCAGGUGUUCCAAUCCCCUCCCAAUCAUGUGAUUCAGGUGUUCCAAUCCAAUCCCCUCCAUAUCAUGUGAUUCAGGUGUUCCAAUCCCCUCCCAUAUCAUGUGAUUCAGGUGUUCCAAUCCCCUCCCAUAUCAUGUGAUUCAGGUGUUCCAAUCCCCUCCCAAUCAUGUGAUUCAGGUGUUCCAAUCCCCUCCCAAUCAUGUGAUUCAGGUGUUCCAAUCCCCUCCCAAUCAUGUGAUUCAGGUGUUCCAAUCCCCUCCCAAUCAUGUGAUUCAGGUGUUCCAAUC